Molecule: messenger RNA, 411 nt
Organism: Eurytemora carolleeae
Lineage: Eukaryota; Metazoa; Arthropoda; Copepoda; Calanoida; Temoridae
Product: venom metalloproteinase antarease-like TpachMP_B
Exons: 3
Coding region: 105-359 (84 amino acids)
Molecular function (GO): metallopeptidase activity
Source: RefSeq, a predicted model, not a curated record
AUCAAGGUGGUGAUGCUGGAGUUGCUUACAGUGGUGUUGUUUGUAAAGUAGAGGCAGUGGGACUAACAACUGUAACUCUAAGAGAAGGAAAACACCUGGAUAAUAUGCCGGCCCUAAUGGCUCACGAGAUGGGACAUAUUUUGGGAUCUCCGCACGAUGGAACAGGCGUAGGAACCUAUCCUCCUGAUACAACUUCGUAUAAUAUACCUGGAACGUGUCCGGAAAACUUGUAUAUCAUGACUCCGUCACAAUCUGGCACUAUUGUGGAGUGGAGUGAAUGCUCAAGGAGAAGCAUUGACUUCCUUUAUGACCUUCGAGAAAAGGAAAACCCCAAAAAUGGAAACUGUUUUUAUACAUAAUUUAUAUUUUAAUUUAUUGAACUAAUGAAACAAAUAUAAUCAACUUCAAGUA